CAAGAAGAAGAAGAAGUUUCAGAAAAGGAAACCAAAUCACACGCCAAAGCCGGCCGGGGAAAAGCAUCGCCGCGAAGCAACAAGCAAGGCAGACCGCCGCCGCCGCCCGCCGGCGAAGCAAAGCCACCAAUCGAGCUUCGCCAGGCGACUCGCCCAACGCAGGACAGGCCUGGCUAGGGCAGCGACGACCGAGAUAGCGAUGGCGUCGUCGCCUCCGGAUCCGUGGGCGAGGGAGUACGGCGAGGCGGCGCGGCUGGCGGACGACGUGGGCGCCAUGGUCGCCGUCGGCGGGGGCGGCGGCGGCCCGGAGGCCAUGCGCCACGCGUCGGCCAUCCGGAGGAAGAUCACCAUCCUCGGGACCCGGCUCGAUAGCCUCGAGGGCUCGCUCUCCAGGGUUCCCCCAAAGUCCAUCACUGACAAGGAGUUGCAUAAGCGCCAAGACAUGCUUUCUAAUUUGAGAUCUAGAGCAAAACAGAUGGCGUCCAGUUUCAAUAUGUCAACCUCUGCCAAUAGGGAGGAUUUGCUUGGUCAGACUAAGAAACCUGCUGAUGACAUGAGCAGAGUAGCCGCAUUGGACAGCCAAGGGAUUGUUGGCCUUCAGAGGCAAAUCAUGAAAGAACAAGAUGAGGGUCUUGAGAAGCUGGAACAGACAGUACUGAGCACUAAACAUAUUGCAUUAGCAGUCAAUGAAGAACUUGACCUGCAUACAAAACUGAUUGAAGACUUGGACGAUCAUGUUGAUGGUACAAACUCGCGCCUUCAGCGUGUGCAAAAGAAGCUCGCGGUUCUGAACAAGCGCGCCAAGGGUGGAUGCUCGUGCAUGUCCUUACUGUUGUCUGUUGUCUCUAUAGUGAUGCUCGUGGUCAUUGUCUGGCUCCUCAUGAAGUUCCUGUAACCUGUUGUCCAACUCAAACCAGUUUCAAAAUGUGCAGUCUUUCGAAGAUAAAUACACUUGCUUCCAUUUCGUCUUCCUUUCCGCCACAAGUGAGAAAAAUGGGCAGCAGUUUGUGUAUGCCUUUGACAGGUUGAAAUGUGAAGUUCUUCAGACUUUCUAUAUCUGUGAUUUACAAGUUCCUUCAAGGCAUCAAUCAGCUGAUAAUGAAA
Messenger RNA from Brachypodium distachyon (stiff brome), 1104 nucleotides. RefSeq names its product syntaxin-52. Gene Ontology annotation, biological process: vesicle fusion; intracellular protein transport. The transcript is spliced from 7 exons. Gene Ontology annotation, cellular component: endomembrane system; SNARE complex. Gene Ontology annotation, molecular function: SNARE binding; SNAP receptor activity. The record is from RefSeq and is a predicted model, not a curated record. Lineage: Eukaryota; Viridiplantae; Streptophyta; Magnoliopsida; Poales; Poaceae. The coding region runs from base 200 to 895 and encodes 231 amino acids.